GAUUCCAUACAUCCAGAAAAGUUCAUGUUUGAGCAGUAAAAGACUUUACAAGUCGAGUACUUUUCCCAAAGUGCACCACAUCUCAGGAGCAUUUCUGUAUGAAGAAAAUAUUUGAGGUGGACCAGGAUAAAACUCAUUGAUUGCAUGUCCUGCUGUGAGGAUGGUUAAAGCUGAGGGUCCUACACAGCUGGUAAGGUCCACGUCAACAGAUGUUAUCCAUGUUCUUUGACUGAAAGUUCUGCUGAAACUCAGAACCUGAUCAAUGAUCCUGACAUCAGAGAUGCUGGUCUGCAGCUCAAGUUCUCUUUGGAUCUUACUGAUCAUUAGGUCUGCAUGAUGGGCGGAGCCUGUUGCCUGAAUGACCUAUCAGCUGCCUCCCUGAUCAGAUCAGCUUCAUGUUCGACUGAUUUAGCUCCACAUGAUGGUUCCUCCUCCAUCUCCUGUUCCCAAGCCUCAGGUUCACAAAACAAAGAGCUCCCCCUGCUCCCUGGACAGAGACCCCCCUGAUGAAAACCUGCAGCUGAGUUUCCCCAGAAUGAGUCACCUGUGCACAGAUAAAGAUGCCCCUCCUCUUUCCUCACCAAUUGGGUCAAUGCGGGACACCUUCCCAACUUUAAGUGGGAUCACAGACAUCAUCGCCACCAACAUCCCGUCUCUGGCAGGAGUCGCUACAGGAAUCAGAAGUUCCACCCACCCAGCCUCCCCAGCCCUGCUAUCCAAAGAGAGUCUAGCUGACAGCAUUUCUAGAGCCAUACCUGGUUUAGAUGAAGCUGCUAACGCUGUGGCUAACCCUAUCCCUUUAAGCUCCGCCCCCUCCAAACCUGCUGCAACCACCUCAAGUUCUCCAAGCUUAGAAAGCAUUAUGACCUCACUGAGUAACAUGACUAGCUUCGCUGAGUUUGUCAGCAGUAUUCCUAAUCCAACGGCCCCACCCCUUUCACCUGAGCCACACCCACCACUGGAAAGGAUUGGAUCAGGAGGCAGUAGCGCAGAUGUAAGAGCUCUGUCACAGCUGGUCAAGGCAUGUUUGGACCCAACUGCAGGAGUCAAGUUUCCACCUGCAGAGGGUGCUGAAAAUUCUGCUGAGGAAAUUCAGUCUCCAUCCUCUCUAUCCACUAAAGAAGAAGAUCCAUAUGUCACAGUGUUGGCAUGUUGGACCAACCAGGAAGAAGCUGAAUCAGAGUCGUCCAAUGAGGAGGAGGAUACAGGCGUUGGCCCCGCUCCCACUGUUUCUGAACAAUCAGUGGAUAAAAAUCCUGGUUCUCACCCAGUUACCCCCAGAGUUACGUUCAACCAAUCAGAACCUUUGAUUCCAGCUCGCCCAGCUCCGCCCCCUCCAAACAAAAAGACCAAACCAGUGAAGCAGCGGACUCCCAGGGCGGCCACCAUCAGAGUCUCCAGGAAGAAGGGGGGCAGCGGUGGGUCGGCUCCUCAGAGUGCAGUGGUCCGAGCCAGCUGGCUGGAUGUCUGGAAGGGCUUCAGAUACAGCGUGCUGUGGGUGACGUUGGACGGCCAGCUGAUGUCCCUGCGUAAGAAGCGCUCAGACCAGUUCAGCGAGGUGUUGUUCCAUGUUUCCAGCAUCACCAACGUGAAGCCUCAGGACAAAGGACGCUUCUCUGUCUACUUCAGGAAGAAACGUUAUGACUUCAUGGCUCAUAGUAACGAGGUUCAGGAAGGCUGGGUCACAUCAUUGUUAGCAACUCGUGGCCUGCAAAGCCCCGCCCCCUCUGACCUACAUGGACAAUUAACCAUCAAAGACACUCGGAGCCGCACCUACGCCGCUGUCUGGGGUCACGACCUUUGGAUUUACACCAACAAAGAGACCUUCCAGUUGGGCAUCGCCUCCUUUUCUGUUCCCCUGAACUUGGCCACGGUGAAACCAAUAGGAAAGCACUCUUUUGCCCUUCUCACUCCCUACAAGACCUUCAACCUGUCUGUUGAUUCGUCAAAGGACCUAUCCCUCUGGCUGGAAAGCCUGACCUCAACCAUCCACAGUGCUGUGUCCUGCAGCCAGGUGGCGCUGCGUCUCUGGGAGAACCCCUACAACAAGGUGUGUGGUGACUGUGGGGCAGCCAAUCCUGAAUGGGCUUCUGUCAAUCUGCUUCUGGUCAUCUGCGACAGCUGUGCAGUUCAGCAUCGUGUUUUAGACAGCAACCUGUCAAAGGUACGCAGUCUGAGGAUGGACAACAAGGCCUGGACUGAACCAUUAAUCCAGCUUUUUGUUACCUACGGCAACUGGCUGGCCAAUCAGGUGUGGGCUCCAGCUGUGCCAGCAGUGGAACAGCUGCAUCCAGAGUCGACAGAAGAAGAGAGGUCAACAUUUAUUCAGAAUAAAUACAGCAGGGGGCGCUACAGACGAAUCCAUGCCCUGGCGUCUAGCCGCUUCAUGAUGAACCAGAGGCUGUAUCAGGUGGUUGUCACUGACAACGUGAAGGAAACAAUGUGUCUGAUCUGCUCGGGAGCAAAGGUGUCCUCGUCUGACCCACAGAGACACUCCCCCAUCCUGCUGGCUGAAAAAGCCAAUCAGGCUCUGCAGACUGAACUGCUGCGCCUGAACGAGUACACAGAGGUGCCACCUCACCAGCCUCAGUCAGCCAAUAGAAAACUGGAUUCUACGCUUUCAGGCCAGGAGGACGAGGAGCUUCAUGGUAAACUGGAGGAAGAUCGUUUUUUCUUCUCAUUAGAAAAUGAAUCUGCAGCCUGUGACGUCCUUGACCUGCGAGAAGUUCUGUCUGUUUUCCUGAAAGAUGGGCCGGCUCAUCAGUUUGAGUUGGUGACACUGAAUGAUCAUCUGAUCUGUGAUGCUGACAACAGGGAAGCACUGCAGACUCACUUGGUUCAUAUUCUAAAGGUCAUUCUACCAGGAGGUGUGUCCUAUGCUGAGGUGGGUGGUGCCUCUGCUGUCAGCAAGGUGUGUAUUGUUGAUGUGGGUGGGACUUCAAAUCAGUCUGAUGCCUGGGUGUUACUGUGGGAGGAUGGAGUCAGCAUCCAUCCCAUAAAGAGACACUCACAACAGGUUCUGAGAUUCGACCUGAGCAUGCUCAGUCAACAAGAAAUAGGUUUAUGCGAAGAUAUCAUCACCUUGGUAACCGUAGAAAGGAGUAUAACCUUACGUUUUGAGGAACACCAAUGCUGUGAGACCUGGUUCAAACACCUGCAGAAAGCUUUGGUCAAUCAAGACUCAGCUUGUAACCGACCACCAGGAGCCAAUCGGAGUCCAGCUUGUCUGGGUCUGCACUCAGUAAUUGAUGCAGGGAUUAAAGGUUCGGUUUCCCCAGCCAUUGAGCGGUGCAUCUCCCACAUCAUGACCUAUGGUCUGAAGGUGGAGGGCAUGUACCGGCGCUGCGGCCUCGCUUCCAGAGUCAAAGAGCUGGUAAAGGUUCUGAUCACGUCACCAAAUGCCGCCCCUCUGGAGGCAGAUGAGCAGGGCGUUUUGGAUGUUGGCUCCGCCCUCAAGCAGUACAUCCGCGACCAUCAGAGUCUGAUCCCUGAAGGAGAACAGCAGCAGUGGCUGCAGGCUGCAGUGAUUUCAGAGGAACGCAGCAGGUUUAAAGAGUACAGACGGUUACUACGGCAACUACCUGCUGACAACAGAGCCACACUCAACGUGUUGUUUGGACACUUUUACAUGGUCCAAGUGUUCUCUCAGUUCAACAAGAUGUCAGCCCAUAACCUGGCUGUGGUUCUGGCUCCGUCAAUAUUCCACACCAUGAACCAGGAGAUGAUCACACUCACAAGAGACUUCAUCAUUCACCACACGCUACUCUUUCUGACACCAUACAGCAAGGAAGAAGAAAAAGAAGAGGAUGACGAAGAAGAGCAGAUCACCAUCCUCUAAUGAAGUCUUUUCUGUGUUUUUACAUUUUAAAAGUCUGGAUAUUUUACUGAUCAUCAGACUCUUUUAUAUGUAUUUAAACCAAAUGAUUUGUUCACAGUUCAUGUCCCUGCCUUUUUGGUGUUGGUUCUGAUCCAAACUGAAAUAAUCAUACUGAAUCAAAAAAUAAAAGUCUUCUUGGAGACAUUCUGCA
Girardinichthys multiradiatus is the source of this 4028-nucleotide messenger RNA. RefSeq names its product arf-GAP with Rho-GAP domain, ANK repeat and PH domain-containing protein 1. Lineage: Eukaryota; Metazoa; Chordata; Actinopteri; Cyprinodontiformes; Goodeidae. Bases 419 to 3838 code for a protein of 1139 amino acids. The transcript has 26 exons. Gene Ontology annotation, molecular function: GTPase activator activity. The record is from RefSeq and is a predicted model, not a curated record. Gene Ontology annotation, biological process: signal transduction.